GGGGAGGAGCUUGAGCGCUAGCCGUUGCCCCAGUUCUGCCGGCAAUCGUGUCCAGUCUCUGGUUAUUGUCGUACAGCCGUUGGUACGUCGCGCUAUUACGGAGACCAGACAUUCGCUUGCCGGGCAGGCGCAGCCGCCAGGAAGAGCGGCAGCGGGGAAUGGAAGCGGAGAACGCGGGCAGCUAUUCUCUUCAGCAAGCUCAAGCUUUUUAUACAUUCCCAUUUCAACAAAUGAUGGCUGAAGCUCCUGAUAGGGCAGUGGUGAGUGAACAGCAGAUGCCAGCAGAAGUUCCGGACCCAGAUCCUGCUCAGGAACCUGUACAAGAGACUCCAAAAGGAAGGAAAAGAAAACCCAGAGCAACAGAACCAAAAAAACCAGUAGAACCCAAAAAGCCUGUGGAGGCCAAAAAAUCUGGCAAGUCCACAAAAUCAAAAGAAAAGCAAGAAAAAAUUACAGACACAUUUAAAGUGAAAAGAAAGGUAGACCGUUUUAAUGGUGUUUCAGAAGCUGAACUUCUAACCAAGACCCUCCCGGACAUUUUGACCUUCAAUUUGGACAUUGUGAUUAUUGGCAUAAACCCAGGACUAAUGGCAGCUUACAAAGGGCAUCAUUACCCUGGACCUGGAAACCAUUUUUGGAAGUGUCUGUUUAUGUCAGGCCUGAGUGAGGUCCAGCUGAACCAUAUGGAUGAUCACACUUUACCAGGGAAGUAUGGUAUUGGAUUUACCAAUAUGGUGGAAAGGACAACACCAGGCAGCAAAGAUCUUUCCAGUAAAGAAUUUCGUGAAGGAGGACGUAUUCUAGUGCAGAAAUUACAGAAAUAUCAGCCACGAAUAGCAGUGUUUAAUGGAAAAUGUAUUUAUGAAAUUUUUAGUAAAGAAGUUUUUGGAAUUAAGGUUAAAAACUUAGAAUUUGGACUUCAACCCCAUAAGAUCCCAGACACAGAAACUCUCUGCUACGUUAUGCCAUCAUCCAGUGCAAGAUGUGCUCAGUUUCCUCGAGCCCAGGACAAAGUUCAUUACUACAUUAAGCUGAAAGACUUGAGAGAUCAGUUGAAAGGCAUUGAACGAAACACAGACGUUCAAGAGGUGCAAUAUACGUUUGAUCUACAAUUAGCCCAAGAGGAUGCAAAGAAGAUGGCUGUUAAGGAAGAAAAAUACGACCCAGGUUAUGAAGCAGCGUAUGGCGGCGCUUAUGCAGAAAAUCCGUGCAGUGGCGACCCUUGCAGCUUCUCUUCUAGGGGGCUAACUGACAGUGGAGAAUCAACUUUCGGUGACAUUCCAAAUGGGCAGUGGAUGACCGAGUCGUUUACAGACCAGAUUCCUUCCUUUCAAAAUCAUUGUGGGAUGCUGGAACAAGAAGAAGGAAACCACGCUUAAGAGUGGUGUUUCUCAGCUCUACCUAAAUGCUGCAGUUUUAAUGCAGUUGUCAAGAAGUGGCCCUCAGUUUGCUGAGGCAUUUUAUUAGUAUUUUACUCUUUGAUAUAAUGAUAGUACAGUUGUGUGGUAGAAUCAACUGUAUGAACCUAAGUAAGUUGGGAAAGAAAAAGUAGGGUUUUUGUGUAUGAGUUUUUGUAUUUGAAUUAACCAUCAUUCCAGCUUUUUAUAAACUAUACUUCAUUUAUGAAGAAAUUGAUUUUCUUUGGGGAGUCACUUUUAAUCUGUAAUUUUAAAAUGAAACAGACUGAAUAUUUAUACUUGAUUAUUAACUGUGCAUAAACCCAGAUAGACAUUAUUCCUUUUAUGCCUAAGAAGGGCAUGCUAAUAAUAAUUACCACUGAUAAAGAGGCAAAUGUGUUCGUUUUUGUACAUGAAGUUAACCCACAGUGGAGGCUCAUUUGGUAGUUUUUAGCGGUGUUUGAUGGGCUCCCUGAGUCAUAUUUACACUCACACCUCUUUGCCUCACUAAUGGGGAGUGUUUGUGAGAGAUGCCCAGCAGUAGAAAUGUAAAGUGUGGCCUUCCAGCAGCAAGGCUAGCCUGGCCUUCUCUGACGGGGCACCAAGGCCUGACUUUGACCUCCUCACCCCGGGUGUUAAUCCUCUAGGACAGGUAGAAACUGUUGUGCUGGGAUGGUAAGUUCCAGAGAAUGCAGUAGACCUUUUUUAAGUUUGUUACUUCUUCCUCUGUGUUUUACUUGAGAGACAUACAUUUGAUAGGGAAGGAACUGAAUUUUUUGUACAAUAUCUAUCACCAUUCUAAUUUUAUCCUCCUCGGCUUUAAGGGUAUAAUGUGGAAAGUGGUGAGAAAUGAACUCUUAGGUGGAGCAACAACAUGCUGGAGAUGUUUGAUAAUCUGAUUUAAAUUGGUGCUUUAUAUGUACAUGAGGUGUAUUAAAAUAACAGAAUUCUUCUUGCUAGGUAUAUCUAAUCAAUAAUUUAAAAAAUCUCUAUAUCAUUGUCUGUUACUGUGGACUAAGUGAGCCUCAUGGCGGGGUUAGUUUGAAGUAACGUACCUUUGUGAUUUUAUGCCUUUUCCAUGGUGCUACAGAGUCCAGACUACUAGGCCUGGUGCAUAGUAAAGCUGGGUAUUCAGAAAUGCCAUUUGCAAUUACUCCUGGUCACUUCUGAAUAUCCUGAUUUCAUACAUACCCAGGGAGCAUGCUGUUUUUCAAUAUGAAAAUAUUUAUGAGGUUUUUUUUUUCCUAAGAGAUUAUAUGGCCUGUUCUCUGUAUAAUAAGAGAAACAACGUCUUGUGAAUCUUAACAUGCUUUUUAGCUGUGGCUAUGAUGGAUUUUAUAUAUCCCUUAGUCUAGUUCAAGCUGUGUAAAAGUUAUUCAGCCCAUGUUAUUUAACUCAUGUACUGUACUGCUGUUUACACAGAUGUUUUAUGCGGGUGCUUGGAAGUGCCUUGCAUCAGGGAUUAGGAACAAUUGAAUUAUUUUUUCAUGGGACUGUGUAAAGCAUGUAAGUAGGAAUUGCUUUGGUAUAUAAUGAUUGUAGCCUUACAAUAGAUUUUUUUUUUUUUUGAGUGGAGAAAAUACCCUUUAAAUUAUGAUGGACACUCAUUAGAGAGGGGGUUUGAGGAGUUUCCAAGCAUACAAUAAUGGUGUUUUUCAUUACAUAUGAAAGAUGAGUAGUAAAUGUUGAUCUAUCCUAUACAUGACAAUAUGGGACUUUUUCAUUAAAUAAUAUUGAAAAAGUUUUUAAAUUCAUUUGAAAGUCUUGAUGGUUUUUACAAUAAAAAUAUUAAGAAUCAUUAUCCUAAGUUGCAAGUUUUUCUGCAGUAGGAGUGACUGGUAUU
Neomonachus schauinslandi (Hawaiian monk seal) is the source of this 3240-nucleotide messenger RNA. RefSeq names its product thymine DNA glycosylase (gene TDG). Lineage: Eukaryota; Metazoa; Chordata; Mammalia; Carnivora; Phocidae. Gene Ontology annotation, biological process: base-excision repair, AP site formation. The coding region runs from base 159 to 1379 and encodes 406 amino acids. Gene Ontology annotation, molecular function: mismatch base pair DNA N-glycosylase activity. The transcript has 10 exons. The record is from RefSeq and is a predicted model, not a curated record. Gene Ontology annotation, cellular component: nucleus.